Molecule: messenger RNA, 2537 nt
Organism: Ylistrum balloti
Lineage: Eukaryota; Metazoa; Mollusca; Bivalvia; Pectinida; Pectinidae
Product: girdin-like
Exons: 7
Coding region: 225-2096 (623 amino acids)
Source: RefSeq, a predicted model, not a curated record
UAAAAUGGAAAUUCUUUAUUUCGAAGAACACGGAAGUAAAAAUGGGGAAUAUGUUUUCCAAUGAAUCUAGCUCUACAUUAUAGAUAUAUCGUUACGUUGCACUUCGCCGUGGGUAAAGUUGUUUACCGAUGAUAACUUAUACACUGAGAUAAUCAGGAUGCAACUAUAAAUAGAACGGAACAGUAAGAGGAAGGCAAAGAUUUAAAAUUCAGAAUGACUUUGAAAUGGAGCUAGGUUUCCAAGCAUCGUCAGAUAAGUUUGUGCUGCUUUCUCAGGCAGAGGCAGAUUCAUUAAAGAGUAAAGCCAAAGGAGCACAUAACCUUAACCUCCAUCUCCAAGAGAAUGACAUAGAACUACGCAAGGAAAGAAAGCGAUCAAAAGAGCUGGAGAAAUGCCUUCUAGAAGCUCACAAACGUAUUGGAGAGUUGACUCUUGAGCGGAAAGAUGUAAUCACUCAACAAAGGACAAAAAAUAGUGAUAGCAGCUGUCCAGAAUCAUCUGUCUCACAGUUUGAAUCCUCCAGUCCUCAUCUGUCUUCUACUGAGUCUAGCUUACAGGUAGAUGGAGGACCUCUGUCUUAUAAUACAGGUCACACCAAGGACAAAUCAAGACAUCAAAUGAUACCACAUCAAGUGACAUACCCAAAACCACGUGUAUUCAAAUUUGGGAAUGAAAUAGACUCAGUGAUAAAAGAAAAUUCUGAUUCCAUGAUGAAGGAAAAAUUGACGGAUGCUUCAAAACGUGACAAUGACUGUAAAGACUCUGUUAAAGAGCCUGUAGCAGGAGUUUCAGUUCAUUACUUCAACAAUUUGAAAAUGGAACUUAUCAAAACAAAGAAAGAAUUAAAGCGAGUUCUCCAACAGAAACAUACAGAUCUGAAUCAAGUUGAGUUACAAAGGCAUAUGCAUCAGGAGAGAGAAGUUUUGGAGGGACAGUUAAGAGAGAUGAAAAAAGACCGAGAUAUGCAUGUGGAGCAAGUUCAAAGCCUUCAAAAAGACGUCACCUUUUAUAAGACAAAGCUUCAUCAAAAUAUAGAGGGGGCCACAGUGGACAGUGAGUCUUGUGGUUCCUUGUCAUCAAGAUGCCUGUAUGACUCUACCAAGGAUACAGAGUCCAGAAUGUCUGAUAGUUCCUGCCAGACAAGUCCCUUUCUUAGGCCAUUGGUGUCCCCAAACUGCAGCAGUAGCAAUAGCAAAAGGACAGAGGAGAGAGUUAAUGGAAAACAUAUGACUGAUAUGAGAUUGUCACCGGAUCAAGCACAGGUAAUGAAGGACACUCAGAAUCAGAUACAGAGGCUGACGAAGCAACUGGAGGAUCAGCAGUUACUUUAUGAACAGGUCAUCAGAGAGAACAAGGAUAUCAAAAAAUCCUACCAACAACUUCUUAGUAGUGUUCAUGAUAUGGAGCAGCAUCAUCAACAGGCAGAUCUGAAAACCAAGAACAUGGAACUUGAGGAUGAAAACUUCAAACUCAAGAAAAAUGUCUCAGAAUAUGAAGAAGAUAACAAUCAGCUAUUUUCGACAAUUGAAGAGAUCCAGAACAACUUAUGUAAAGUGAGCGAUAGAGCCAUGCAGCUUGAGGCCACACUACGUGAGGAACAACGAUGUCAUGGACUCACCAAACAUAACCUGUAUGUCAUGUACGGCACCCUCAAAACUAAGUAUGACAGACUUUCUCAUCAGAAGAACUUGCUUGAGCAGAGAUUAGCUAAUUCCUCAGCUGUUGUCAUGGGAACCACAGAUAGACAUAUUACACCACAAUCUUCCACUGAAUCAGAUCCUGCUCCACCUGCUGAAGAAAUUCACAUUUAUGAAAACGUUGCAAGAAAAUUGGAACCAUUACCUAACCAAUCAAGUGACUCACGGGUACAAAAUUUUGCUGUUUCCAUGGGUGACCCAGAUCAUGUGAUGUCAGUUCGAGAGCCAGUGGAAUCUACACAUCCAUAUGAUGAUGACCUGCCACAGAACAGGUCAACCACCCCUCGAAAUAGCUCUUCCGAAAAUGUCCCUUCACAGUAUCUAUGUAAGCGAUGUCUGAAUGAAUUUGAAGUAGAAAGGGAUUUUCUCUGCCAUAUUGAAAAGUGUUUGAUUGAUUGACUUCCAAACAAUCAGUUAUUGCUGAUACAUGUCAACAGAAAUAGUUGUGGUUAUAAAAAUGUUGCAUUAAUCUGCAGCUUAUCUUAAAGGUUUUACUGUCAAAAUGUCCUAAGGGAAAGUCAGGUGUAAAGUGAUUAGCAGACAAUUCAUCAGUGUUCAUUUUGUAUACCUACCACUUGUGUAACAGUGUUGUAAAAAAAUUAAGAUUUUAAAGAAGUUAUUUUGUUUCAUUAACCAUAGUUUAACCAGGAGGCAAAUAGAUAUGUACCACUUACUUAUUUUUUACUUUUAUAGACUUUUAAUGUGGAAAAGUCAUUGGUUACAAGUAAUUGUGUGCUUAUGUUUUCCCCCAUGGCUUUUUGUCCCACUUCGAACAUUAAAAAGUUUCAUGAUAAAGUAUUUGAAGUGUUUUCUGUCUUGGUACAUAUAAAUUCCAUAGAC